Poecilia reticulata (guppy) is the source of this 2237-nucleotide messenger RNA. RefSeq names its product P2Y purinoceptor 3. Gene Ontology annotation, cellular component: membrane. The record is from RefSeq and is a predicted model, not a curated record. Gene Ontology annotation, molecular function: oxysterol binding; G protein-coupled receptor activity. Gene Ontology annotation, biological process: G protein-coupled receptor signaling pathway. NCBI's taxonomy places the organism in Eukaryota, Metazoa, Chordata, Actinopteri, Cyprinodontiformes, Poeciliidae.
GAAAGAAAGAAAGAAAGAAAGAAAGAAAGAACUUGGCUGCUACAAUGCCAGUGGAUUUGGAUUGGGUUGACCUUUAACCCUCAGAGGUUCGUGAUGGGUCUGGACCGAGUCUCCAGCACCACUCCACACAUCAGCUACCUGGCUGCAGCGAGCCUCAACACCUCCACUCCCUACGCCUCCUCCACCUCCUCCACCCUGCCUCCAUCUUCCUGCAGCAUCGAUGAAUCCUACAAGUAUGUCUUCCUGCCAGUCUGCUAUUCCCUGACCUUCCUGUUCAGCCUGGUGCUGAACUCGGUGGUUCUGGUGCGGUCGUGCCGGCCCCAUGGCGGCGGCGGCGGGCGGCGCUGGAACACCUCUCUGAUCUACAUGGUGAACCUGGCCACCACAGACCUGAUGUAUGGCCUGUCGCUGCCCUUCCUGGUGGCGAGCUAUGUGCUGAGGGACCACUGGGUGUUCGGGGACUUCAUGUGCCGCCUCGUACGAUUCCUCUUCUACUUCAACCUCUACUGCUCCAUCUUCUUCCUCACCUGCAUCUCUGUGCACAGGUACCUAGGGAUCUGCCAUCCAAUGAGGACCAUCACUCUGGAGAGCAAGCGGGUGGUGAAGGCAACGUGUGCUUCGGUGUGGGUGGUGGUCUUCGUUCUCACCUGUCCUAUCUUCAGGUUUGCCCAGACAGGAGACGUUACUAGAAGAAGUUCUGGAGCUGUUGGACAUGAGGGGACGAGGUUUGGAGACAACAGGACUGAGGAGAAGUAUGUGAACUGUUGGGACGACGCCAUAGAUAAGGACUUUCCUGAAUAUGUCCCAUACGGCAUUGUCCUUCACCUGCUGGGCUUCUUCGUCCCCUUUGUCAUCAUCGCUUGGUGCUACUCUCAGGUGGUCCGGACAAUAUUUCAGAGCCUACGGUCUCCACCCAGUUCAAUAGAGGGCGGUGAGGACGGAGCAGUUGGGGACGGAGCAGUUGAAGGAGGUCGAGAACGGGAGAGAACUUCAGUCUCAAUCUCUGGAUCACAGUACUCCCACUACAUCCGGAGGCGGCGCAAAUCCAUUAAAACCAUUGUAACCAUCACGCUGCUGUUUGCGCUCUGCUUCCUGCCCUUCCAUGUGACCCGGACGUUGUUCCUGCUCCUGCGGCGGGGGCAGCUCGGUGGCUGCAACGCCAUGAAGGCCGUCUCCAUCUGCUACAAGGUCACCAGGCCUCUGGCCUCCUGCAACGCCUGGCUCAACGCCUUGCUCUACUUCCUGACGGGAGAUAAAGGCGCCCCCUGCUGUUGGCCAGCGGAACGAACAGUGCACCAGGACAGAAGAAAUGGUUCCCUCUGGUGGCCAUUAACAAUUCUGAGGAAGGAAGGAGGCGGAGAGGACGACCAGGAGGCGGCCGAGAAGGUAGCAAGGGAGCUGCAGAUGGAGAAUGAAUCCAAGUCUUCACGGAUCAUCUUCUAGAACCUUUGAAGAUGAUCCCGGAUCAUCUUCAAAGAUGAUCCGUGCUUAUCUUCAUGUCAACGGGUUGACAUGUUGCCCUGAACCUCCUCAGUGACUCCUGAGUGUUGAUCCGAUACAACUUUAUCAACAGACUAAGUUUCAGUUGCCUGGUGAUGAAGAUUAACAGCUGUUUUCUCUCUAGAGCCAUUUUUCCUGGUCCAACAUGCCAGAAUCAAAGGAUUGGGUACUACUGGCAGAGGAGUACUGAAGAGUACUGAUGGCGACCCAGUUCUUUGGUUCUGGUGUGAUGAAGCAGAGAGAGAUCUGGRCACGGUUUCCUAGGUCCUCCUGCACUACAGAAAUUACAUGUUUCCUCAGUUGUUGGGUUUAAUGGCUUCCAUUGAUCAUAAGUAACCUGAAAAUGUCCCAUGAAGCAUUGCUCCUGGCAGGAAGCUGGUGCGAUCAUGGAUUGGACUUUCAUUGUUCUAGAUUCUAGAAGAUGCCGCAUCUGAUAGACCUGUCAACUUCCAUGUUUAUCUUCACUAAUCUGAGAUUAGGAUUGGGAGGUUGGGAUUAAAGGUGGAUUACAAACAUUUUAACCCAACCUUCCCUCAGAAGCUGUGAGUGAGCCACUCUAAGUUGGACCGGCUGUGGUUCUGGUGUCCCUGUUGUUUUAAUCUCAGGUGGUUUCUCCUUUCAGACCUCAUUAGUUUGGAUGUUUUGCUGUUUUUGUGUCAGAAUUAAAGUGUUUGUGACUCCAGCUUUUGUCCAUCCUUCGUGAUACCAAGAAGAUCUGUUUUCUCACACGGAUCAAU